Molecule: messenger RNA, 675 nt
Organism: Magnolia sinica
Lineage: Eukaryota; Viridiplantae; Streptophyta; Magnoliopsida; Magnoliales; Magnoliaceae
Product: splicing factor 3B subunit 6-like protein
Exons: 2
Coding region: 1-675 (224 amino acids)
Molecular function (GO): RNA binding
Source: RefSeq, a predicted model, not a curated record
AUGUCUGAGGAUUUUUGCCGAUCAACUGGAUUGUCGACAGAGUCUGCUAGUGAAGGAUUGACAGUAUCAACGCCCUUGGGGAAGACUACAGGGAAACAAAGGGAUAUAGCUCCAUCUCGAAGAGCUAUCCCCAGGUAUUUUGAUAGGAUUAACCCCCAACUGAGAGGAAGAUUGCCCAGAAGAUUCAAUACCCUAAGAAAAUCGGAAGCCCUCUAUCCUAAAAAUGAUUUCAGCAUAUUUGUCGGCAAUAUUCCCUUCAACUGCUCCAACGAAGAUCUGUGGGGCAUUUUUGACAGAUAUGGGAGAAUACUGGAAGUCUACAUCCCUACACUACCGAGCACCAAGAAACCUAGGGUUUUUGCUUUUGUGUUAUUCCACUACGAGCAGGAUGCAAAGGCAGCCAUGGCUGUCCUAAAUGAUUGGCGCAUACAUGGAAGAGUGGUAUCAGUCAGAUGGGCAAAAGUUAGGGCUUCUACAUCCUCCAAGACAAAUCAGGGGCCUUUGACUUCAAAGGUAAAUCUGGGGCAGCCAGAUAAGCAGGUUCUUACCAAGCCUUCAGGCCCUUCGUAUGUAACAACAGUAUCUGCAGAAUUUCAUAGAAGGCCGUUUAAGGAACUGUCAGAGGAUGAUAUCACUUCAGUUGCUAACCCGAGAGUGGUGGCUCACAAACUGUAG